This is a messenger RNA of Pimephales promelas (fathead minnow), 1544 nucleotides long. RefSeq names its product nudix (nucleoside diphosphate linked moiety X)-type motif 15 (gene nudt15). Lineage: Eukaryota; Metazoa; Chordata; Actinopteri; Cypriniformes; Leuciscidae. Gene Ontology annotation, biological process: dGTP catabolic process. The record is from RefSeq and is a predicted model, not a curated record. Gene Ontology annotation, cellular component: cytosol. Gene Ontology annotation, molecular function: 8-oxo-7,8-dihydrodeoxyguanosine triphosphate pyrophosphatase activity.
CGAGAAUCGCGCCUGGUUAUUUCCUUCCUCAUGAUAUGAACCAAAGCUUUUCGAAUCAGUUCAUGUUGUGUGUUAAUUGAUUGGGAUUUCUUUGGGGAAUAAAGAUGAUUUGAUACCAUUUGUACAUCUCAUAGACCACGAACAUCACGAGACAGGUCUUGAAACAUAUACUAUCUGUUACGAGAUUUGUCUACUAAGUUAAGAUAGUUGUGACUCGAAUCUUUUCAAUCCACUCUCAAAAAAAGAUUCUUCCAGCGACUCUUUCUGCCGCUUACAUUCUUACGCCAGUAGAUGGCAGCACUUUAAAAUCCAAUGUCUGAGGCUGUUCAAAAUGAAAAACCCUUCCUCAAACGUCCUGGAGUAGGACUUGGGGUUCUUGUGACAGACUCCUCAAAACCAGGAUGUGUCCUGUUAGGAAAAAGAAAAACUAUAGUUGGGAAAGGCACCUACCAAUUACCAGGAGGUCACAUUGAAUUCGGAGAAACUUGGGAGCAGUGUGCCCAGAGAGAGGUGAUGGAAGAAGCUGGUGUCCGUCUGAAGAACGUUCGCUUUGUAUCCGUCGUCAACUCCAUCCGACUGGAAGAAAACUACCAUUAUAUCACAAUCUUCAUGCAGGGAGAACUGGACAGGUCUUUCUCAGCCGAACCUGUUAAUUUGGAGCCGGAGAAAAAUGAAGGUUGGACCUGGAGGUGCUGGGAGGAUUUUCCCCCAGAAGAGCAGCUGUUCUUGCCAUUGGCCAACCUAAGACAGCAGGACUUCCAGCCAUUCAGAGAGAGUUAAAAGGGAUUUUCUGUAAUUAAGAAAUCAAUCUGAUCACUCCCUGGCUUUAUCUGAUUCAAGACCAGGUGAACUGAACUCACCUUAGGCCUUUUCUUGCUCAUUUUGAGCUUGUGCCCUGACCUUAAGUAGUAAGAUGGACAUGCUGUACUUCCAGAUUGACUGUUAUGGAUAAUAUGUACUGAAUAUUAUUCCAGCUUCUCAAUAGCCUCUUCCAAGUAGGCCUAAUGAUUUUAUUGAACACACAAUUACUAAAUUAUAUCAAGGCCAUUAAGGCUUAUCAGUCAUUUAAUUAUUUCAUCACGAUGGUAAAGUGUCUAGAGCAUUUGUCAUGGGUAAAGUUACACAAAAAUAUUUAGGUAACAGUUUACUCUAAGUUGUAAUUUGUUAACAUUUGUGAGUGCAUAGAUAUCAUGAACUUUUAAGAGCAAUAAUUUUACAGCAUUUAGUAAUUGUGCUUAGAAAUGAAUUUAUACAUACAUUUUAACAUUUCAGGUUGUAUAUAGUCAAAAUUAGGGGGGGUUUUGUAAGCAAAUUUGAAUUAACAACGAACAAUGUAUUUAUAAAUGAACCUAUAUUAAUGAUGAAUGUAAUCUUACUGUAAAGUGUUACCAAGAUGUCAUCAUAACUCACUCUAACCGUUCCCAGAACUUCCUAUCAGACAACACCCUUUUCAUAUGUAAUCUUACUGCAAGUAUUUCAUGACAUAUUAUUUUCCACAUAAACAUUACCUGCACUGCAAUAAACAAUACCUGGUUGUUUUAUUA